AUGAAGCUCUCUCUCCCUUUCUCUCUUGCUCUGAUUGCAUCAAUCAGCCCUGCAAUGGCUCGUGGGCCAGCCUCUGAGGUCACGAUCAAUGAUGAUGCUGGAGAAAACACCUAUGCACCUCCCACCUUCGCUUGCGAGGAUACCGACGAUCCUGAGGCAAAGGUGACUAGUAUUAAAGUCCAAGCCAUGACCGUCAAGUCCCCCAAAUGCACAUUCUACACGGAGCCGGGUUGCGAUGGCGACAAGUGGAUUAUCAAAGUCCCCGAGGAUAGCCAGGAUGGAAUCAAGACACAGAAGUUCAGCAAGCCAUUCUACGUGGCCAGCUUCCGCUGUACACCACCCCCACAGAAUUUUCGGUGA
Messenger RNA from Penicillium soppii, 360 nucleotides. RefSeq lists its product as uncharacterized. The record is from RefSeq and is a predicted model, not a curated record. The coding region runs from base 1 to 360 and encodes 119 amino acids. NCBI's taxonomy places the organism in Eukaryota, Fungi, Ascomycota, Eurotiomycetes, Eurotiales, Aspergillaceae. The transcript is spliced from 4 exons.